This is a messenger RNA of Trypanosoma conorhini, 750 nucleotides long. Its product is annotated as retrotransposon hot spot (RHS) protein. The record is from RefSeq and is a predicted model, not a curated record. The transcript has a single exon. Bases 1 to 750 code for a protein of 249 amino acids. Lineage: Eukaryota; Euglenozoa; Kinetoplastea; Trypanosomatida; Trypanosomatidae.
AUGACGGUGCUGAUGCCCCAUCAUGUGCUGCUGCCGUCCGCCGUGCGGGUGCACGCAAUCGGCGCGUUCACGUACCCAGGCUUUGUGGGCAGGAUGCGGCGCAAGCUGCGCGAGCCGCAGCCCCCGACGGGACGCGAGCCACGCCCCUGCCUGCUGCAAACGGACCCGUGGCUGUGCCCCACCGACGCGGCUGCACUGCGGCCGAAGGUGCUCCAUCCCGGGAAGGUGGACGCAAAGUACCGGGUGCUGUACGUGCCGGGGGUCGAAAACUUUCCGCUAGUGGACGACUUUUUCUUCGUUGGGGCGCCGCGGAGGACGACGGUUGGGCUGCAGACAAGCGCGGCGAAGGCGCGCCGCGUUGCAACCGACACGGCGAGGCAGUUCAACGAGCAGCUGGCGGAGUUUUUUGACGGCUGGGAGGCGUUUGCCCGGGGUUUGCCGUGGGAGAUUAUUUACGCGCAGCCUGCGGAUAGCGUGACGGUACACGCGUGUCAGGAGUGCAUGAAUGCGGGCGACAGGGCCAGUGCGGAAGAUGAGAGGCACAGGACCUUUUGGGACAACGAGGUGCACCAGUACCACGUAGCGAUAUCACACGAAGACGCAAUUGCUGUGUGUAGUGAGUGGAACGGCUUCAUCUUUUCCCUUUGCCCUCUCUUGUGGCGCCUCACUUCCACGAGCACCGCGGCGCGGCUGGGGAGCGGGCGGUUGCGUUUGGGGCGGGGGCGGCGGCGGUGCCACUGCGCUGCUUAA